AUGGCCGACGCCGAGGUCGCCGCGCACUCCUCGCGCGACAAGGCGUUCGAGAUCUUCGUGAAGCGCACCAUCACCAGCAUCCAGAAGGAGGCAUGGGGCCGCAGCAAGGAGGUCAAGGAGAUCCGCGAGGCCUGCCAGGCCUUCCUCAACCGCCUCGACCAGAGCGGCGCCGGCGACGACGCGCUGCGCGAGGUGCUCUACCCGCUGCAGCUCGCGUGCGCCAGCAACAUGACGAAGGUGGUCGAGCUGGCCCUCGGCUGCCUGCACAAGCUCGUCGCGCACGCGUGGCUGCACGGCGAGAGCGGGCCGAGCGGCACGAUGGACCUGCUGUCCGCGCACGGCUCGGUAGACGGCGACGACGCAGUCGCGCAGGUCAUCAAGAUGGUGAUCAAGUGCGGCGAGACGAGCAACGAGGCGCUGCAGCUGGCCGUCGUGCGCGCGCUGCUGACGUUCACGACGGCAGAGCACUUUGUCGCGCACGGCGAGUGCCUGCUGGCGGCGGUCCGCGCGGUGUUCAACCUCGCGCUUUCCAGCGAGGACCCCACGAACAAGCGCACCGCAUGCAACGCGCUGCUGCAGAUGCUCAACACGAUAGCCAAGCGCGUGACGCAGGUGCAGCCGCGCGGCCUGGGCAGCGAGUGCUCCGCCGCGUCGCGUACAGUCAGCGAGGCGCUGGAAAUCGCCCGCAGCACGUCCUUCCACAGCGUGCCCAGCGCGGGCGCGCUCGCGGCGGGCGGGCCGCCGCUCAGCCCCGGCGCCGGCACGCCGACGGGGCGCGACGAGGCGCGGCGCGCGGCGCAGUUUGCGUCGCUGGCGGAGCGGUCGGACCUGCGGGGCUUGGAGGCCGCGUUGGAGGCCAGCGGCGCGAGCGGCGUGCUGUCUGAUGACGCCCUGGGCGGCGGCGGCGGCGGCGGCGGCGACUCGCCUGGCGCGGCGACGACGCCGACGGCGGGCGGCGCGAGCGUGCGCACCAGCUACGCGGGGCAGCGGCUGUCGGGCGUUGGGGGCGCCUCGGAGGCGGGGGAUUACGGGUCGGAGGCGAACGGCGGCCCUCGGUCGCCCUCCGUCCGAGGCAGCGCGCCCGGCGACGCGGCCAGCGGCGGCGGCGCAGCCAACGCGGCAGGGCUCACCCUGACGCUCGCACACGAGCGCGCGUUCGCCGACGCACACCGCGCGCGCGUCGCGGGCGGCGGCGGCGGCGGCGGCGGCGGCCCCGGCGGCGCGCCGCGGCUGACGACGUACGAGCGGGACGUGCUACUCGUGCUGACGGCGUUCUGCAAACUCGCCAGCCGCGAGGCCGGCAUGAGCAGCGCGGAGAGCGUCCUGUCCCAGGGGAAGCUGCUGGCUCUUGAGAUGCUCGGACGCGUGCUGGGCAACCCGCAGCACAGCUGGGCGCACGUCUCGGAGCUCUUCUGCCGCCACCUUCGCCAGCCGGUCUGCAUGGCGCUGCUGCGCAACUGCGCGUCCAACGACCCCGCCGCGUACGUGCUCGCGGUGCGGCUGCUGGCGGCGAUCCUCUCGCUGCCGCGCCUGCGGCUGGGGCUGCGGGCCGAGCUGGGCGCGUUCUACCCGCUGCUCGUGCUGCGGCCGCUGGAGCAGGAGGCGCCGGAGCCGCAGGGCCUGCAGGCCGCGCUGGGCACGCUGCGGGCGCUGGUUGGGGACCCGCAGCUCGUGGUGGACCUGUUUGUGAACUACGACUGCGACCUGCAGGCGUCGAACCUGUACGAGCGCACGGUGCAGGCCCUGAGCAAGCUGGCCCAGCAGGUGGACCCGGAGCCCGACAAGGCCGACAAGAACCGCGCCGAAACGCUGGCUCGCGCCGCCGCGCUGCGCCGCGAGGCGCUGCAGGCGCUGCUGCGGACGCUCUCGUCGCUGGAGCAGUGGGCGGCGCCGAUCCGCGAGUCGACGCUGCGCGCGGCGGCGGAGGCUGAGGCGGGGGAGGCGGAGGAGGGCGCGGGGCGCGGCGCGCUAAGGGGCCAGGGUGGCUCCAGCGGCUCCCUCCAAGACCGCGCCGCGCCGCCCUCCCAGGGCGGCGCGGCGCCGUCCCACGGCGGCGCGGGCGCGGGCGCGUCCAGCGAGGCGGAGCGCUUCACUGCGGCGAAGACCGCGAAGGACUCGCUGGCGCGCGGGCUGAGCGUGUUCAACUCGGGCGGGGCCGUCAAGGGGGUGGAAUACUUUGUCAACUCGGGGCUGGUGGAGGGCACGCCCGUGGCGAUCGCGGAGUUCCUGCGCCGCCACGCGGACCAGCUGGAUAAGGCGGCGCUGGGGGAGCUGCUGGGCCACCACACGGAGCUCGCCAUUGCGGUGAUGCACGCCUGGGUGGACGGCGAGCUGUACGGCGGGCAGUCCAUCGACCUCGCGCUGCGCGCGCUGCUGGCGCAGUUCAGGCUGCCGGGGGAGGCCCAGAAAAUAGACCGCAUCAUGGAGAAAUUCGCAGAGGCCAGCGCCACCCCUGCAAACCGCCGCAAAGCUCGGUGCCCGCGCUGA
This is a messenger RNA of Monoraphidium neglectum, 2487 nucleotides long. RefSeq names its product Brefeldin A-inhibited guanine nucleotide-exchange protein. NCBI's taxonomy places the organism in Eukaryota, Viridiplantae, Chlorophyta, Chlorophyceae, Sphaeropleales, Selenastraceae. The coding region runs from base 1 to 2487 and encodes 828 amino acids. The transcript is spliced from 7 exons. Gene Ontology annotation, biological process: regulation of ARF protein signal transduction. Gene Ontology annotation, molecular function: guanyl-nucleotide exchange factor activity. Gene Ontology annotation, cellular component: trans-Golgi network. The record is from RefSeq and is a predicted model, not a curated record.